UGUAACGUCAAAUUUGUUGUGACUUGUGAUUGUGAUACUAUUCUUAAUUUCGAAAUAAAUAAUUUUCUAUCGUGUAAGAAUAUUGUAAAGAAAUCAAAAUGAAUAGAUUAUUUGGAAGAGGAAAACCAAAAACUCCAGGCCCAAGUAUUAAUGAUUGUAUUAGCAAUGUCGAUAGUCGAGCUGAUAAUAUAGAGCAAAAAGUUCAAAAAUUGGAUACUGAGUUAAGAAAGUAUAAGGAGCAGAUGGCUAAAAUGAGAGAAGGACCUGCCAAAAACUCUGUAAAACAAAAGGCUAUGAGAGUAUUGAAACAGAAAAAAAUGUAUGAGCAGCAACUUGAAAAUUUGCGAGCUCAAUCUUUUAACAUGGAACAGGCAAAUUAUGCUACACAGACUUUGAAAGACACACACACCACAAUAGCUGCUAUGAAAGAUGGGGUAUCAUCUAUGAAGAAAGAGUUUAAGAAAAUUAAUAUUGAUGAAAUUGAGGAUGUUAAUGAUGACCUAGCUGAUAUGCUCGAGCAAGCAGAUGAGGUACAAGAAGCUCUCGGGCGUCAAUAUGGCAUGCCUGAAAUUGAUGAUGAUGAAUUAGCAGCUGAACUUGAUGCUUUGGGUGACGAAAUAGCACUGGACGACGAUACAUCCUAUUUAGAUGACGUCGUGAAAGCCCCGGCGGCUCCCGACAAGGAGCCCGGCGCGGACAGCUUAAGAAACAAAGAUGGCGUUCCCGUCGACGAAUUUGGUUUGCCCCAAGUACCAAAUGCCGCUCAAACCUCACGCUGAUAGUUGUUGUUAACAAUAUGCGUCGCCAUUUUUUUUAACGGUGAUAUGUAAGCUUUAUUGCAGCGAAUUUUAUUUUGUAGUAACACUUAAUUUUUUUUUUUUAACUAGGAGAAUAUGAAAACCUUUUAAUUCGGUUAUAAAUAUGGCUUCAGCUUGAUUAUUUUACUCGGUUUAUGUUUUUGUAAAGUGUAUAGAAGUUUAAAAAAUUUACUGUUAGAUAAAAUAAAGGGUCGAUUUUUCAUACUUAGAUGCAUAUAACCAGAAAGCACCAGUUGUUAAUAUAUAAAAUUCACUAUGGCCUUAUAUUGCGACAAUUUAAUAAUUAAUUAUGGAAUAUUUUGCUAUAGGCACUAGAAGGAUCGCAAAUAUAUAUAUUUUUUGCGAUGUCUUUGUCUAUAGGCUGUAAUGUUACUUACCAUAGUCAAACCAAUUAAAAACCUUCCAUUAUAUUUUAAAAAAUCCAAAUAAUCGAAAAAGGAACGAAUAAAGAUAGUAUUUAAAAACUAUAAUGUUAUAUAAGAUUUACUGUAAAGGUCUGUUCAAAUUUCAGUUAUAUUAAUUAAUACUACUACUCUACUUUUAUAAUACCGACUACCGAGUAAGCCGCUACUAUAAACUAAGGCUAUUAUCAUGCCACAAUUAAAAUAUGACAUUAAAAUUAUUGUUAAGGUACCACAAUAUUUGUAAAUAUCAGUAAUAAUUAUUAAUAAUAGCAAAAUUUAAUUGAUAUAAAGAGAUUGAUCGUGAUCUCAUUGGUAUUGUAGAUCUGUUGUUGGCUGUAGUUUAGUUGGUAUUGGAUUAUAUAUUAACCAGUAUCACAGACGUCGCGUAUCAAUUCACAAUAUUCCUUUUAAGGUGUAUAUCUUAUAAAUUUAUGCAGUCACGAAGUCGCCCUUCCACUUUCACAUUGUCGGCGUUAAUAUGAGUGACACUCGUACUGAUGCUCCACUGCAACAGGUUUCAAGGUGUUAUGUUUUCCCAAUGGUAACUUUAUUUUAGUCUAAACAUUACCCUUGUUAGUAUGCAGUCCCAUGUAGACAAUCUUUUCUUUUUUUUAUUGAUUAGUUAGGGCGAAGUUAGCAUAUGGGCCACUUAAUGGUAAGUGGUCACCAACGCUUAUAGACAUAAGCAUUGUAAGAAAUGUUAACCAUCGAUCACAUCGCCAAUCCGCCACCAACCUUGGGAACUAAGAUGUUAUGUCCCUUGUGCCUGUAAUUACAGUGGCACACUUACCUACCCUUCAAACCGGAACACAACAAUACCAAUUAUUGCUGUUUUGCGGUGCUUGCACAAAGCCCUAACACCAGUGAACCUCUACCUCGGAGCUGUCGGUUAAUAUAUCAAAGUAUUACUUUUUUUUAGACGGGAUUUCACACCGAUUAAUUUAUUAGUGGCAAGACCAAAAUAAAUUGAAAUUUGCUGUCCGUAUUAAACCUAAUGGGCCCCGACGAUUCCAUUGCUAUAGAAUGUCUAUAAUGUCUUUAUCUGGCCCUGAUAAUAUGAAUGUAACUCUUAAUUGAAUAGACCACAAAUACUUACCAUUUAGAAUAAACAAUUUAAUUAAAAUUAACUCAUAUUUUAUGUAAAAUAACACUUGUUUUUCUUACCGUAAAGUGUAGCGCGAACGUCACGUAUUAAUUGGUUUGUUCAAAUAAUGUUCGAUAUCGCUUGCAUAUUGAAUUAUUAUUUUAAUUAAUUAAUAAUAAUAUAAACAAAAAAUUAGAUUAUUAUCCUUGUAUUUAUCAAACGAUGGUUGUAAAAUCGAGAAGAAUUACAUAAUUGAAAUGUUUAUAAUAGAUUCCAAAAUAAUAUAAGAAAUUGAGCAUCAAUUGCAAACCAAUAGCGAACAUGUGACGUAGAAUAUAGACAAUGUAGACUUUACGGUAAAAACUUUUUUUUCGUCGAAAUUUGGAACUACAUAUUCUCGUUAUUAUUAAUAUAUUUUAUUAAGUAAUAAUUUUGGUAAGCUGAUUCUAAUAUUGUUAUUAAUUAAAAAUUAUUACGUUUAUUUAAGUAUCGUUGCUUUAACUAUCAUGCUAUGUAAAUGUAAUCUAUUCAUUAUUUGUAAUAAAAUUAGUUACAAAAAAAUCGUCUAUAUUUAUUUUUACGGACUGACCUACAGAUCCGUUCCGGAUUCGUAAGGGUCUGUAUA
This is a messenger RNA of Nymphalis io (European peacock), 2931 nucleotides long. RefSeq names its product charged multivesicular body protein 5 (gene Vps60). The coding region runs from base 99 to 779 and encodes 226 amino acids. Gene Ontology annotation, cellular component: multivesicular body. Lineage: Eukaryota; Metazoa; Arthropoda; Insecta; Lepidoptera; Nymphalidae. The transcript is spliced from 5 exons. Gene Ontology annotation, biological process: late endosome to vacuole transport via multivesicular body sorting pathway; vesicle budding from membrane. The record is from RefSeq and is a predicted model, not a curated record.